AAGAUACCGCGUUUAGUUUCAGUUUUGGUUUAUUACUCUUGUAAUUCAGUUCAAUAAAUAGUGUGAGUGUUGAUCCAGUCAGAACUGAGAUUACGAAUUUAGACUUUACGAUUACGUUUGAUUCCAGUAAUCCCGUCACUAACUGCGUAGUCGAACUAACUUGGUAACGCCGAAAACAAUGUCGUGGUACUACACUCCGAAACCAACCGUAGUCCCAGCGGAGGAUUUUGAUGCUUCGGCAGAUGCCAAUGCCCUACGUGCCGCCAUGAAAGGAAUGGGGACCGACGAACAGGCCAUUAUCGACAUUUUGUGUGCCCGAAGCAAUGCCCAACGGAUGCAAAUAUUGGAAACGUACAACAACGAGUUGGAACGGGAUCUAAUCGAGGACCUCAAAUCCGAGCUGGGUGGCAAGUUCGAAGACGUUAUCGUCGCGUUGAUGCUCGCGCCCGAGAAGUACCUGUGCAAGCAACUGCACAAAGCAAUGGACGGUAUUGGCACCAAUGAGAAUGCUUUGAUUGAGAUUCUGGCACCGCAAACUAACGAAGAGGUCAAGAAGAUCGUCGACUGUUACGAAGAGAUGUAUAAUCGACCGCUGGCCGAACAUCUGUGCAGUGAAACGGACGGAAGCUUCCGCAGGCUGCUGACUAUGAUCAUUGUCGGUGCCCGUGACCCUCAGGGUACAGUUGAUGCGGAUUUAGCAGUGGAACAGGCCACUCAAUUGUACAAUGCAGGAGAAGGUAAAUUGGGUACUGACGAAGAAGUAUUCUACAAGAUUUUGGCCCACGCUAGCUUCGAUCAGUUGGAGAUUGUUUUCGAAGAGUAUAAGAAACAGUCGGGACGUACAAUCGAGCAGGCUAUGAAAGACGAACUUAGUGGCGAGCUGUACGACGCACUAAGCGCUAUCGUUGAAUGCGUUCAGAUGGCGCCACAUUUCUUUGCGAAACGCUUGCACAAAGCUAUGGACGGUGCUGGCACGGACGACACCAGCAUGAUCCGCAUAAUCGUGUCUCGCUCGGAAAUAGAUCUUCAAAACAUCAAAGAUGAGUACGAACAAAUGUACAACAAGACACUGUGGAGCUCUGUGCGGGGUGAGUGCUCCGGCGAUUACAAGCGUGCCCUCUGUGCUCUAAUUGGUGAAGCCUAAAAUCCGCGAACGAGAACAACACAUCUAUCCUAUAUUUGCUUUAUUACGAGAAUAUACCAAACAAAAAUUCGUCGAAACAAUUGUUUAUUAGAUGUAUUAGAUUAUUCAUUGACCAGCAAAAGCAGAUUAUUGACAGUUUUUGUUGCACCAACAUACUACAUACUCGAGUAAUUAUAUGCAUGUGUUUAAUGUUUAAUGUUCAAAAAAUGAGAAUUAGUGACAGAUCUUAAGAUUGCCUAGUAGAUGCAAAUUUUCAAUAAAUAGGUAGCAUUUUCCUUUCCAUUAGGUAGAGAUUGCGUGAAUCUCAACGAAAAUGCAUUUACAGGCGACCCAUCCCCGAAUACAACCUACGCAUAAGAUGCAGAUAUUUUACCAUCAACUGAAAGCAAAGGCCUUAUCGUGCAACAGUUUUUUAACCAAUUAAGAAAGGAAGAGUCAAACUCCAGAAUAUUAGUAUUUUGCUAUAUAAAGUAAUAAAUCGGAAACUUUUGCUUUG
Molecule: messenger RNA, 1640 nt
Organism: Sabethes cyaneus
Lineage: Eukaryota; Metazoa; Arthropoda; Insecta; Diptera; Culicidae
Product: annexin B10-like
Exons: 4
Coding region: 179-1144 (321 amino acids)
Cellular component (GO): cytoplasm
Molecular function (GO): calcium ion binding; calcium-dependent phospholipid binding
Source: RefSeq, a predicted model, not a curated record